This is a messenger RNA of Gopherus evgoodei (Goodes thornscrub tortoise), 1172 nucleotides long. Its product is annotated as macrophage mannose receptor 1-like. The record is from RefSeq and is a predicted model, not a curated record. Gene Ontology annotation, biological process: receptor-mediated endocytosis. Gene Ontology annotation, cellular component: plasma membrane. Gene Ontology annotation, molecular function: signaling receptor activity. The transcript has 6 exons. The coding region runs from base 87 to 1172 and encodes 361 amino acids. NCBI's taxonomy places the organism in Eukaryota, Metazoa, Chordata, Testudines, Testudinidae.
CUGCCACCUAGCUUGUUUGAGAAGGAUUUUAUUGACAGCUACAAAUUACAACACAUCUCUUGGUGGAAAGGAGUUAAACAUUUGUGAUGAUUCUCUCCAUGUUGCUGGUUUUUCUCUCACUCAUUCACAGCGCUUUGCAGCUACUGGAUAAUGAAAUAUUUUUAAUAUAUAAUAAAGAUCUCAAGCGCUGUGCACAAGCUCAGAGUUCUAGCUCCGUCACAACUGCCACUUGCAACCAGGACGCUGAGUCACAAAAAUUCAGGUGGGUCUCUGAUCACCAGCUUAUGAGUGUAGCAUUGAGGCUAUGCUUGGGAGUGCCUUCAAAGAAAGACCAGGUGAUGAUCACUUUAUAUCCUUGUAACAAGACAAGUGAACUCCAACACUGGGAAUGCAGAAAUGAAACCCUUCUUGCAAUCCAAGGAGAAGAUUUCUUUUUUAACUCUGGCAGCAGAGAAGAAGGAAAUGUUAUGCUGCAGAAGGAAUCAGGUGUGAGGAGUAAGUGGAAGAUCUAUGGAACCACAGAUGAUUUGUGCUCUCAGGGCUAUGAAGAUAAUGAAACUCACAGAUUUUGGACUACAGACCCUUUGACAGGCACCCACUACCAGAUAAACUUCCAAUCAGCUCUAACAUGGCACCAAGCAAGGAAAAGCUGCCAGCAACAGAAUGCAGAAUUAUUAAGCAUCACAGAGAUACAUGAGCAAAUGUAUCUGAGAGAUUUAAUUGACAGGAUGAGAUCUGCUCUGUGGAUUGGAUUUAACAGUCUGAAUUUCAACUAUGGAUGGCAAUGGAGUGGCAGCAGUCAUUUCAGAUAUUUAAAUUGGGAUCUAGGAAAUCCUUCCCUGGAACCUGAGAAAAUCUGUGCAGUACUGAAUCCUAGAAAAGAUGCUAAAUGGGAAAACCGUGAAUGUGAUCAGAAAGUUGGCUAUAUUUGUAAAAGGGAAAACUCCACUUUGGAUUCUUUCUCUCUUCCCUCAGAUAAAAACAUAGCUGAAUUUAUGUUCUUAGAGCCAAUUGUUGAGCUGUGGAUUGGUUUGAAUGACCUCAGGAUUCAAAUGUGUUUUGAAUGGAGUGAUAAGAUGCCUGUGACAUACACAAAGUGGCUCCAUGGAGAACCAACCAUUGCAAAGAGCAGACAAGAAGAUUGUGUUGUUAUGAAAGGACAGGUGAAAUAA